Molecule: messenger RNA, 436 nt
Organism: Saccostrea cuccullata (small rock oyster)
Lineage: Eukaryota; Metazoa; Mollusca; Bivalvia; Ostreida; Ostreidae
Product: amiloride-sensitive sodium channel subunit gamma-2-like
Exons: 5
Coding region: 32-436 (134 amino acids)
Biological process (GO): sodium ion transmembrane transport
Cellular component (GO): plasma membrane
Molecular function (GO): ligand-gated sodium channel activity
Source: RefSeq, a predicted model, not a curated record
CAGGAAAGAAUUGGGACAUUUUAUUGAAAACAUGCUAAUAUCCUGUUCCUUUAAUGGAAAGAAAUGCUCAGCAGACAACUUUACACUGUUUCAAACUGCGGAAUAUGGAAACUGUUACACUCUAUCGAGUGAUCUGUUCAUAACGAGGAAAACGGGUCCUAUGAAUGGACUGCAAUUGAUUUUACAAGUCGAGAAAUUUGAGUUGUUAAGUAAUUUAAUAGAUGGAGCCGGUUUUCGACUUGUUAUUCAUGAACCUGAAACCUUCCCUUUUCCACAGGAUGAAGGUUACACAAUCAGUUCUGGGCAUGAAACAACCAUUGGAAUGAAAAUGGUACGUGUUGUGCGUGCAGAGGCACCAUAUGGUAUGUGUGAUUCAGGAGAUACCUUCUACAAGACGUAUGGAUUCCGCUAUACUAUGCAGGCUGAUGUUCGUUAA